AUGCUAGACGAAGACGGCAUUCCCCAAUUCAUCCCAGUUCUACACACUUGCUCUUGUCUAAGUAUUCCGAUUAAUCUGCUCGCCAUCUAUUGUAUUCUUCUCAAAUCUUCGAACAACAUGCGAAAGUACAAGUGGUACUUGCUCAAUGUUCAAAUUUGGAUAUUUCUAACUGAUCUAAUUCUUUUUGUGCUAAUCGCUCCUCGUUUCUACUUUCCCUUAAUAGCUGGGACAACCAACGGACUGUUCUACGCUAUUGGAAUGCCCUACGAAGCCCAGACCAUCAUCGGAUUCGGCACCGGAGUGGGCAUGAUCUCUGCGUGCACCCAAGCCAUCCAGUACCGGCACAGCCAGAUUUUGCCACCCAGCAGUCUGAUGGCACGGAAACCCAGGCUACGAACUCUGCUCAACACCGUUCGAUACUUGCUCUUUUGUCAAAUUUCCGUGCCCGCCGUGCUCACAGAGCCCCGAAAUCAGUUGGAGGGCAAGAUGCGAGUGGCGGACAAGUUCCCGACCCACCCGGAACUCUUCUUCGAUUCCAGCGUUUAUUUGCUCCAAGAGUCGCCGUCGUUCGUCGUCGUUCCCGGCGCUCUCGUCAUUUUCUACGUGUUCGUCGAGCUUUCCUUCUACAUCACUCAAAGUUUUCGUCAGCUCAACAAGCGCGUUUCACACAUGUCGGAGCGGACGAAACGAAUGCAAAAGACGUAUUUUGUGUACGUUUGUAUUCAGGCAAGUCUUUCAUUUCAGAGCUGUUCCCCCGACGGAAAGUUUGUCGCUAUGCGCCUUUAAACUCGUGUCGAUUUACGGGAGCGUAAAUCGCUCGUUUUUUUGCGAAUUUCUUGAAAACAAAUCUGAUUUUCUUUUGUUUACCGUUUCUGGGGGAUCUAGAAGAACCGUCCACCGAGAAAACCUCCAAAUCAACAAUGUUUUCAGGUGCUCGUUCCGUGCUGUUUCUGCCUCAUUCCCAUCAGCUUUCUGUGUUUUGCCAUUCUCUCCGGCUACCAAGUUCAAUGCAAGUUAACUUAAAAAAGUCGCCUAAAAACGUUUUGUCUGAACGUUGCAGUGUGUAACGACGUGGCAGUGUUGAUGUUCGGUCUGCACGGAAUCGUGGCCACUCUCGUCAUGCUUCCGCUCUACCAGCCGUACCGAACGUUUUGCAAGCAAUUCUUUUGUUGUUGCUAUUUUCGUGUUAUCUCAAAACCUUCUUUUGCUGUUAUGUAGUGCGAAUAAACUUCUUUUUUUUUCCAAUUCACACGCGCGGUCAUGUGUAUGCACUGAUACGAUCAACAUUUUUGUUUAUGUGUAAAGUGAAAGACAAAAGUUCGAUUCGAUUCGCAUGAUCAAGAUCGUUUUUCUAUUUUUGAGGCUCUUCCGAACACCUCUCUCAUUGUCUGCUCACUCCUCCCCCUCUCUCUGCCGUGUACUUCAUGGUUCUUUCUCUGGGUCUCCACAAGUCGCACACUGUUUCGUGCCGUCUUCAGCGACUGCAGAGAGAGAGACGCAGACCGAGAGAGGAGAGCAUCGCGAGGUCUCGUUCGCCGCCGCACGCUCACUUUCCGACGCGGCCUUUUUUCGUCUCUUCUCGUCUUUUAGCUCACCAACAUUACAGUUCUCAUGGACAGUCUUUUUCCGCACGAGCGGCAAGAGCGCGCCGGGUGCGGAUACAUCUCGCUGAACCCGAUCGAGUACGGAUGCACGAGACAGUACUCGAUCGCCGCCACGCAAUGGCUCGUCCACAUUGGAUUGUCCGAGACGAACGGCUUCAGUCAGUUGCGCGUCUCGACCAACUCGCUGAAAGAGCUCGAGUACUGUCAGGUGGAGAUGGAGGUGCAGUGUCCCAAGUACCUGCCACAGCGGAUGCUCUACUGGCACGUGUUCGACAUUCAGCGCAACGCGUUCUGCAUUCCAUUUCCCGAUGAGGACGUGUAAGUGAACCACGAGCCAAUCGGAAUACAAGUUUCUCUAUUGUCUCUUUUGCAGAGAGAAUCGCGAGGGUUUCGAUCCGGAAAAAGCGAAGCCGACGAGAGGAUACCCGACGUCGCGUAAGGGAAAAGGAUCGUAUCUGCGAUUGAUUGUGAGUAAACGGCUGACGAACAUUCCCGGAAAGGACAUUUGGAGAAUCCGAAACUAUCAGUUCCCCUACGCGGAUCUCAUCCUCAAAGUUGGCCAUCAGGAGCUUUAUGUCAACAAACGAGUGAGUUGUAUUCGAUUUUAUGUGUUUCUGUUAGCCAUCACCUCUUCAGAUGCUUGCUGCCACAAGCCGCUUCUUCAUGUACAUUUGCGGUGAGGGCCGGACAAAAACGAUGAACAAGUGGGAGGUGCUUCACGUGAUCGAUGUGGACUUUGAGGAUCUCUAUGAUAUCGUCGGAUACGUUUAUUACGAUUGGAAGUUUGGAAGUGAGUCGCGAAUUCGGCCACGGCCACGACGACCAACAAAGCGUUUUCAGUUGAACGAGCGCUCGAGAUGCAAAUGAUCGCCGAGCAGUUCGGAGUGAUGAUGCAGUCGAACAAUGCCGAGGAUUUCGAAGGACGGACGGCACUCGACUACGUCACAAAGUUCUGUUUCGAUCGGAACGUCUACAAAGACGAGAGCUCGAAUUGGCGGAUGAUUCGCGACGCCAAAGAAGGCUCGGUUUCGACCAUUUCAGUGUUCGAAUCGGAGCGGAGAAGCACUUUGCACGACAACGAUAUUCACAUGUAUGAAGUGAGUUUUAAGUUUUAUUAGCGCCACGGUCUCCAGAGCUGAAAAUAUGGGCGUGGCCUCGGCGGCCAAAUGGCGUUUUCAUGAAUUGAGCAGGUUUUCUAUGAUUUUUGUCGUCAACGGCGAUGAAAAAUGAUUGCUCGACAUGAAAACACACUAAUUUUCAGAAUUAAUGACGUUUUGGCGCAUUUUUCGCGGACCUUGCUUUUUCGCCUUCGCCGCCGAUCGCCGCCUAAAAACCGCACUUCUCAUUUUGCGCUUUCUUGACCGUUUUCAGACAGAAUUGGUUUUGAGAAUGAUAAAUCACGUAAAUACAAGCAUUUUGAGCGCGGGAACCGCGAAAACUACCGAAAAGCAACUGAAAUUCACGCAGUUUUAUCGAAAAACCUUCAAACGGAUUAAUGUGAUUUGCGACUUGACCAAAUUUAACGGUCUUGCGCUUAAAAAACUCGUAAUAGCCUAUACAAUCGGUCUAUCGAGAGACAAAUGAGAAAUUAUCGGUUUUUCGUGGCUAAUCUGGCAAAAAACACAAAUUUCGCGCCAAUGUAUCGCUCUAUUGGGCGGGGCGCACUUGCGCCCAUUGUCAGCUCUGGAGACCGUGUAGCGCAUAUUUUAAAUUCGACAUGUUUCUUCCAUGAGCCUGGAUGAUUUCCCACGCCUCGGCCCAUGACAACUAUUGUAAAAACGUACAAUAAUUUGUUUUCAGCCAUCUUCUCCGACACCGACGGUCUCGACUCUGAACAACUCGCUCGCCAGCUCCUUCUCCUCCUCCUCCUCUUCCACCUCCUCGAUUAUCGACGUCGGCGGACCGAUGAUCGUCGAUGACGGCUUGCGGCCGAGCUCAUCCAACGAGCACAUGGAAGUGGAGCCCGCCGAGCUGUCUCCAUCGCGGAGCUUUUCUCCGCCGCCGCCAAUGCCCGACGAUCUCGUGAUCGCCACCAAACAGGGCAAGUUCUCGUUCAGUUUCGCGAUGAACCUGUCGGAUAACUGGAGCCGCGGACACAAAGAGGACAUUAGCACAGAGUUCGGCCGAUGGGUUCUCUACCUCUACCGGCGCAGUCUCAACGGUCAGGACUUUCUCGCGUUGGGCGCCUACCUGCACGAAGUGGACCUCUAUCCGCAAGUCGCCUUCGACACCGAGUUCCGGAUUCAGGCGCACGGCGAGAACAAAAAGCCGGCGCGGAAGAUUCUGAAGCACGUGUUCAGCGUCGAGCGCAACGCCUACGGAUACCCGAACUUUAUGCUUUGGGCGGAUGUGAUGCACAUGGCCGGCGACAACGAGACGCUCCCGUUCGACGUGCACCUCAUUUGCAAACUGACGACGGCGCCGCUGCCACCGAUGGAGUACGACAUGUUUCCGGGAAUAAAGGACGUCCUCGUCUCAGUGGACGACUACACGAUUCCGGUGGCAAAGGCAGUGCUGUCCGACGCGUCGUCGGUCUUCCGAGACGCCUUCAACCAGGGGUUCAUCGUCGAUCGCACCCGGAUUCAUCGCAUCGCUCACAUUUCGUACGACAUGUUCAUGAUGCUGCUGGACAUAAUCUAUCACAGAGUGUGUACGAUUCCCGGUAAGUCGCUCCACAUUUCCACACAACAUUUUUUCGGUUUUAGUCGAAUUGCAAGAGCCACUGAUGGAGCAGGCGCUGCGCUUCAAAAUGUGGUCGGUGAUGGAUCACAUUUGCCGCGAGAUCACAAAGCGGGAAAGUCUAACCGAGCGGGAAGCGAAUCGGAUCGGCCGUCGGUGGGACUCGAAACUCAUCUGGUACUCGUGGUGCAACCGGCAGCUCUUCAUCGAGGUCGACCGCACCGAAUCACUCAUCAAGACGAAGCAUCGGCCUGAGACCGAAGAGGCUGUUCGUUUUCCGUUCAAAUCAUGA
Messenger RNA from Caenorhabditis sp. 36 PRJEB53466, 4575 nucleotides. The record is from the annotation of a GenBank genome assembly. NCBI's taxonomy places the organism in Eukaryota, Metazoa, Nematoda, Chromadorea, Rhabditida, Rhabditidae.